UCUCAGAAAGAGAGAGAGAGAGAGAGAGAGAGAGAGAGAGAGAGAGAGAGAGAUCAGUAGUCUGCGGCCUUAAGCCACCAUUCUAUUUUCCCUUGCUGCUUUUAUUUUAUUGUUAAAACUUCACCUCACCUUCUACAAGCUUUGGUUGCAAAAACACACACACCCACACACACACACAGCAACUGCUGCAAGACGCAGCAUCUAGCGAAGAGAAAGAAAAGGAGAGAAAGAGAAAGAAAGAGACGACAGAUUGAGAGAAAAAGAAACGAAUUCGCAGAAGCUUUCAAAACAAACAGAAGAGAAAACGAUGGCUGAUAUCUUUACAUCUCUUCACACUCUCAAACUCCAAGAGCAGAAUUGAGCAAGAGGGAAAGUGAAAGCGAAGAUCAGUGAGUGACUAAGAGAUGAUGAUCAUCAUCAAUACCAAGAAACUAAUAUGGGGAUAGCAACACCACCGCUCCCUCCAAUUCUCAAGACUCACCAGUCGUCGGUUGCUCCAUUGAUUCCAUCCAAGUCUAAUUCUAUGUCCCAAGACUAUCACCAAGCUGGAAUCUUCUCUUUCUCGAAUGGCUUCGAGAGAUCCCAGGUAACUCAUCACCAAGAACAUCACCAGCAGCAACAGCACCACUUAGCUCAGCAGAUCCGCAGAGACAAACUUAGAGUUCAAGCGGGUUAUGGCCCUCCUUCUGAGCCAUUAGUGGGUAUUGAAGAUGAAGAAUCCGGUGGCCUUCCGGUCUAUGAAACUGCCGGUAUGUUAUCAGAAAUGUUCAAUUUCCCUCCUGGAGGGCCUGUCACUGCUGCUGAAUUGUUGGACCAGCCGUUGCAGUCUAAUUAUCGGACGGCUCAUCCGCGUCAACAACAGCCAGUGACGACCAACGAAUGGUACAGCAACAACCGGCAAGGGAUGGUAGGAGUUUUGGGUCCUUUAGGGGAUUCAAAGAAUCAUAAUAGCCGCGAAAGUUUAGCUCAACAUCAUCAGAUUUCAGGCAUUAAUGCAGAUUCAGCUGCUGCCAUGCAGCUUUUUCUCAUGAAUCCACAGCCAAGAUCACCAUCUCCUGCUCCUUCACAUCCCCAUCAUCCUCCUGCGACUUCUUCUACACUUCACAUGUUGUUACCAAACCCAUCUACUUCUCUUCAAGGGUUUAGCGUGUCUGGUCAUGGAGGAGCUUUCGGCGCUAGUAGUGAGAUAUCUCCCCCACAAUUCACAUGGGUUCCUGGUAGUGCUAACGAAGGAGCCAACACUGGUGCUCAGCUCAAUAACCCAGUUGAGAUUGGCAGUGUUGUGGAAGGACAAGGACUUUCUUUGUCAUUAUCAUCAUCGUUGCAGCACUUGGAGGCAGCCAAAGCAGAAGAAUUGAGGAUGGGAGAGAGUGGAUUAUUAUAUUACAAUCAAGGAGGGGGCUCCUCUUCUGCUGCUGCUCAGUAUUACAAGAAUUUGGGUGGUCAACACCAGGCAUUGCAUUUGCAAGCAGGAGUUGGGCAGAACCAUCAAGUUCAUGUUGGAUUUGGAUCUUCUUUAGGAAUGGUUAAUGUUUUGAGGAAUUCCAAGUAUGUGAAAGCAGCUCAGGAAUUGUUAGAAGAAUUUUGCAGUGUUGGGAGAGGUCAAUUCAAAAAGAACAAAUAUACUAGGCAAAACACCAACCCUAGUUCCAAUAAUCCAGGCGGCAGUAGUGGUGGCGGUAGCGGUGGCGGCGGCGGCGGCGGCGGUUCUUCAUCUUCAACAAAGGAUUUCCCUCCUUUAUCAGCUUCUGAUAGGAUUGAGCACCAGAGGAGGAAGGUCAAACUUUUAUCCAUGCUUGAUGAGGUGGAUAGAAGAUACAACCAUUACUGUGAACAAAUGCAAAUGGUGGUGAAUUCAUUUGACCUAGUAAUGGGUUUUGGAGCAGCAGUUCCUUACACAGCCCUUGCCCAGAAAGCAAUGUCAAGGCAUUUUCGAUGUCUAAAGGAUGCAAUUGCAGCACAGUUGAAGCAAAGUUGUGAACUACUUGGUGAGAAAGAUGGAGCAGGGACCUCAGGCAUAACAAAAGGAGAGACUCCAAGGCUAAAAUUGCUAGAGCAAAGCUUAAGACAACAACGAGCCUUUCACCAAAUGGGUAUGAUGGAACAAGAUGCUUGGAGACCACAAAGAGGCUUACCUGAAAGAUCUGUCAACAUUUUGAGAGCUUGGCUUUUUGAGCAUUUUCUCCAUCCGUAUCCAAGCGAUGCAGAUAAGCAUCUGUUGGCUCGACAGACUGGUUUAUCGAGAAAUCAAGUUUCGAAUUGGUUCAUUAAUGCAAGGGUUCGGUUGUGGAAACCAAUGGUGGAAGAGAUGUAUCAACAGGAGGCUAAAGAAGAUGAAGAUGGAGGAGUUGAUGAAGAUAGAGAAAGAAAGCAAAACAACAACAGUAAUAACAAAAGUGGGGUUGCACUUGCACAGACACCAACACCAACUGAAUCCUCAUCAGCACCUUCCACCACCACAACACUACCACCAGCACCAGUACCAGCACCAGCAGGCAAAAGAUCAGAAAUUACCAAUGAAAAUGACCCUUCAAUUCUAGCAAUCAAUAGACAAUGUUUCUCGGAAAACCAAGCAAAACACUCUCCUUCCACCACCGCCACCACCAUUAUUACUCCAACCACAGAUCAAGUAGCGCCACCACCAUCCCAUGCACAGCCUUUCCAUGACUUGACGGAUGAAACGUGUCGCCGUGGCAGCAACAUGGUGGCUGCAGCUGAGUAUGGGACCACCUCUGUUCAGCAUGCCAAUGCUGGACCUGACAUUGGGCCUACUCUUAUAAGGUUUGGGACCACAGCUACCGCUGGCGAUGUGUCGCUCACUCUAGGGCUACGCCAUGCCGGAAACAUGCCAGAGAAGGGUUCUGCGUUCUCUUUUAGGGACUUUGGGAACUGUUAAUUAAUUUAAACCCUUUCAUUUCUUUAUAUAUAGCACCUUCAACAAAAAUAUUUAUUUUCA
Molecule: messenger RNA, 2956 nt
Organism: Manihot esculenta (cassava)
Lineage: Eukaryota; Viridiplantae; Streptophyta; Magnoliopsida; Malpighiales; Euphorbiaceae
Product: BEL1-like homeodomain protein 4
Exons: 5
Coding region: 437-2896 (819 amino acids)
Biological process (GO): regulation of transcription by RNA polymerase II
Molecular function (GO): RNA polymerase II cis-regulatory region sequence-specific DNA binding; DNA-binding transcription factor activity, RNA polymerase II-specific
Source: RefSeq, a predicted model, not a curated record